GCCGUUUGUCCAAUCAGCGUUCAGUUUGUCCCGACGUCCUGUGACACUGCGGAAGUGAAGACUUUAGGCUGUGUUUUCUUCCUUUCGAAUUCUCCUGGCUUCUGACAGGUGUCGCCAUGGCAAAGCAGCCGCUUGGGAAGACGCUGCUGAGGAAUGUAAUCCGACACACAGAUGCCCACAACAAGAUCCAAGAGGAGAUGGAGAUGUGGAAGAUGCGAGACUGGGAGAUCCAGGCAUCUGACCACAAACAUUUGCCCAGCACAGACAUUAUGAGAGGAGGAAUGCACUGCGAUCGAGUGUCCGGCCAUCCCAGAAACACGAGUGCCGGAAGAGAGCGAGCGUCGGAGCACGACGACAGAGAGGCUCGGUACUGGACACGCAGGCUCUACGAAUUUGAGGCCGGCGAUCCAGACAGGUGGGGGCACAGUGGCUUCAAGGAGCUCUAUCCUGAGGAGUUUGACACUGACAGUGACAAAAGUGUAACCAUAAAGAACAGACGCCACAAAAUGAAGAAAUCCAAGUCUGACACAGAAGCAUGUCUGUCAAAGAGGUCCAAAAAAUCAUCCCGAAGGAAGAAAAAGAAAAAGAAGAAGAAAGCCAAGUCUUCGAGCGAUGACAGUGGUACGGACGACAGAAGUGACACGAAAGACAAGCAAAGGAAAAAAAAUAGAGGCAAAGGUCGACACAAAAACAAGAAAAGUGUGAAAACCCAAAGGAGAGACGAGGACAGCAGCUCAGAAGAAAGCAACAGCGGAGGAAAAAAGGAGAGACGGACUAACAGUCGCAAAAAGCGAAAGCGCGACUCCCUCAAGGACUCGGACUCAGAAUUGGACUUGAAAAAGAAGAGGAGGAAAAACUGGAAGGAAGCGGGUGAGGAGAGCUCCAAUGAUGGCUCAAAUGACUGAGACGCAAACACACGUAGAGCUAACGACUAGGAGAUCACUGUUUUGAGUUCACGAGGGAGGCCUCAACCGUGGGGUCGUGUUGUGUUUUUACAGUGCACCAACAACCAUUGCUGAUGGUCCUUAGUCUGCCCCUUUUUAGGAUACAUAUCUGAGCUCACUUAGCAGGCUGCAUGAAAAACAAUGGAGCAGUUUCCACCGCCUAACGCAUCGGGAAUCCUACAAGACACAGCCUCAUUGAUCACCUGUUUCCUGCGUCACCUCAGGUUUUGGUCCUAAAAUUGUGACUUUUUUUAAAGUGUAUUUAAUAGAGUGAAAUUAUGCAAGUUCAA
Poecilia reticulata (guppy) is the source of this 1234-nucleotide messenger RNA. RefSeq names its product NKAP domain containing 1 (gene nkapd1). Lineage: Eukaryota; Metazoa; Chordata; Actinopteri; Cyprinodontiformes; Poeciliidae. The record is from RefSeq and is a predicted model, not a curated record.